CUACACUGGUCUAAACUGAUUGUAUUUUAAUUUCCGUUACGGCUCGUGCCAUUGGCUGCUCUUAUGGAUCGAGUGGUGUCGACGACCAAUUAAACAGCACAUGGCAAAUUUUAUUAUCGGUUAAGGUUUGUCAGACGAAAAUCUUUCAUACACAUCAUAAUGGGGAAACGGGAAGAGAUGUGUUUAUUGUAAAAUUUAGGAAAUAUUCUAAACAAUGCCGGAUAAUCAAAAGGCUGCUGAAAGUUCCCAUAAUCCGAAGUCUAUCGGCUGUUCAUCAUCAGUAGAUCGUUCCAGUGGAAGUUCGGGUCCAUCCACACCACAUCAUGAACAUAGUGAACACAGCAGGAGUGAAACAGAACUAAAUCCUAAUAAAGGACAGACUCUGAAAUAUGGUGAACUCGUUUUAUUAGGAUACAAUGGAUGUUUACCUCAAGGUGAAAAGGGUAGAAGAAGAAGCAAGUUUGUUCUGUAUAGAAGACCUGUUCCAAAUGGAGUUAAAAAAUCCAGACACUAUGUUGUCAAAACUCCUCAAUCAUCAAAAGCUAUAUUAGACAGUAAACAGCAUUCUAUAUCUUACACCUUAUCAAGAAACCAAGCUGUUAUUGUAGAAUAUAUGCCAGAUGAAGAAACUGAUAUGUUUCAGUAUUAAAGUUAAAUGAAAUUAAGAGAUUGACAGUAGUUCUGAACACUGAAGAAAUUUUCACAUCAAGAUAUUCAAGAUAAGUUGGGCAAUGUAUGUCCUCAGGUAUUUUAUACCCAGAUGCUUGUAGUAGUUUUUUCUGACUUUUCAAAAAUUUCCAAUAAUUUACAUUUUUUGUCCUACAGUUAAAACAAAGAUGGACUGUUGACAAUAAGAAUAUUAAAAUGAAUUAACUAUUAUAGUAUAAUAAAAUUAAUGAAAUGUUAAUUUAAUGUGUAAUGUGUGUAUA
Molecule: messenger RNA, 929 nt
Organism: Centruroides sculpturatus (bark scorpion)
Lineage: Eukaryota; Metazoa; Arthropoda; Arachnida; Scorpiones; Buthidae
Product: protein pellino-like
Exons: 5
Coding region: 215-649 (144 amino acids)
Biological process (GO): regulation of Toll signaling pathway; protein polyubiquitination
Molecular function (GO): protein binding; ubiquitin protein ligase activity
Source: RefSeq, a predicted model, not a curated record